Molecule: messenger RNA, 813 nt
Organism: Dioscorea cayenensis subsp. rotundata (Guinea yam)
Lineage: Eukaryota; Viridiplantae; Streptophyta; Magnoliopsida; Dioscoreales; Dioscoreaceae
Product: iron-sulfur cluster assembly protein 1-like
Exons: 3
Coding region: 57-572 (171 amino acids)
Biological process (GO): intracellular iron ion homeostasis; iron-sulfur cluster assembly
Cellular component (GO): cytoplasm; mitochondrial matrix
Molecular function (GO): ferrous iron binding; 2 iron, 2 sulfur cluster binding
Source: RefSeq, a predicted model, not a curated record
UUCUUAGUUUUGCGAAUUAUCCAAAAACGAAGGGGGCCAAAAAGGAAAAAGGAAAAAUGAUGAGAAUUGGGGGAAAGAGGUUGCUAGGGUUAGGGUUUGGGCGAGGAACGCCGUCGCCGGCGAUGACGGUGGCCCGGCGGGAGUACCAUGAGAGGGUGGUGGAUCACUACAACAACCCUCGGAACGUGGGAUCGUUCGAUAAGAAUGAUCCAUCGGUGGGAACGGGGCUGGUCGGUGCUCCGGCUUGUGGGGAUGUGAUGAAGCUCCAGAUCAAGGUCGAUGAUGAAUCGGGAAAGAUCGUUGAUGCUUGCUUCAAGACCUUCGGUUGCGGCUCCGCGAUUGCGUCCUCUUCUGUUGCUACUGAAUGGGUGAAGGGGAAGCAGAUGGAAGAAGUACUGACCAUCAAGAACACAGAAAUUGCAAAGCAUCUGUCUCUGCCCCCGGUGAAACUCCAUUGCAGCAUGCUUGCCGAGGAUGCAAUCAAAGCAGCUGUUAAGGACUAUGAAGCGAAGAAAGCUAAAAUGACAGGUAAAGAAGAAGCUGUGGGUUCGGAAAAAGCAGCAGAAGCUUGAAGUAGUGUUUCCGGUUCUUUGGUUAAAUCCUUUCUCUUGUAGUUCACCCAUGUUUGAGUUCUAAAAAGGAUGUAUAUUAGUUGUAAUAAUCUGGUGUCCAGGCUUUUGUGGGUUCUAUCCUUGUACAUUCCUAUUGAAGUAGUACUUUAAUACGCCUAUGAACUGUCUGAAAACUUGUUUGAUUUCUUUCCCUGGAGUUCCAGAUUUCAUUGAGCAGGAUUAUGAUUUUAUUUGUGGUGAA